This is a messenger RNA of Aspergillus nidulans FGSC A4, 1059 nucleotides long. Its product is annotated as RING finger domain protein. The record is from RefSeq and is a predicted model, not a curated record. Lineage: Eukaryota; Fungi; Ascomycota; Eurotiomycetes; Eurotiales; Aspergillaceae. Bases 1 to 1059 code for a protein of 352 amino acids. The transcript is spliced from 2 exons.
AUGACCGAUGAUGGCGAUAUCCAACAGCAGAUUCUGCAGCGAACCCUGCAAGAGGUAACGCAGGAGCAGCAACAGCGGGAAGUUGUGUCGGAUCCCUGCGUUAUCUGCCUGGAACCCAUCAGCGAACCCGCUGUAGCAAUAUCUUGCAACCAUGCGAACUUUGACUUUCUCUGCCUGGUGAACUGGCUGGAGCAGCGGCGCAACUGUCCACUCUGCAAGAGUGAAGUAUCCUCGGUCAAGUACGAGCUUGUGCAUCCUGACGGACCAAAAAUCUAUCAGCUUCCUGAUACUUUCCCUUCAACCGGUGUAUCGUCAACAGGCCAUAUCAACCCACAUGGUCGACUACCUCGAAAUCCCCGUCGGCCGCGACGCGCGCGAAGCCCUUCCCUUCAAACGCCCAACGACCCCCUCCUUCGCAGACAGCAUGUCUACCGCCACCGGCUCUACUCCCUCCGUGUGGGCUCUAAUCGCCUUUCUCAAUACCGCGAAUUUACACCGGAAAUGUUCAACAGAGACGAAGAGUUAGUAUCGCGAGCGCGCAAAUGGAUCCGGCGAGAGCUGCGGGUGUUUGAGUUUCUUCAUCCCGACGCUUCAUCCUCCCCCUCCUCUGUAGCUCGACCGGGACGGCAGCGGCUCGAAAGCCGCCGUGGCAACAAUGCGGAGUUUCUCCUGGAGUAUAUCAUUGCUAUCCUCCGAACGGUGGAUAUUAAAGGUAGCGCGGGGCAGGCGGAGGAACUCCUGAGAGAUUUCUUGGGCCGGGAUAAUGCUUCUUUGUUCCUGCAUGAGCUCCAGGCUUGGCUAAGAAGCCCGUAUACUUCUUUAGAAGACUGGGAUCGCAACGUCCAGUAUGAUGAUCCAGACUCGCCUGCUCAGCGCGCCCAUCAUGAUCCUCGAACUUCUAGUCGGAAUCCUACUCCGAUCUAUAGAGGCGCGGCACGGAAUUCUCGCGGCCGAGUUAACAAGCCCCAGUAUUCCCGUGGCUCAGAGCGUUAUGGUAGAGCUCCGGAUUCCUUUGCAAGGAGGGUCCAAUAUGCGCGGGAUCGUUAUAUUCCGGACUGA